Molecule: messenger RNA, 2268 nt
Organism: Exaiptasia diaphana
Lineage: Eukaryota; Metazoa; Cnidaria; Anthozoa; Actiniaria; Aiptasiidae
Product: splicing factor U2AF 65 kDa subunit
Exons: 15
Coding region: 83-1609 (508 amino acids)
Biological process (GO): mRNA processing
Cellular component (GO): commitment complex; nucleus; nuclear speck
Molecular function (GO): pre-mRNA 3'-splice site binding; poly-pyrimidine tract binding
Source: RefSeq, a predicted model, not a curated record
ACGAGUUUUGGCGUCCAUGUUGAAUGAAAAGUUGAAGAUUUAAACGAAWAGUAGUCCUUUUUAGACCCCAAAACUGUCAAUUAUGACUACUUAUGARAGUCAGAGCUUCAAGGAAGAAGAUGACAUUGGUGCUAAAAUAAGUAGUCUUCGAAAAACUGCGGAAAACGGUAGAGAACGUGAGGACGAAGGGAGAGACAGAGGCAGAGACCGUGAUCGGGGACGCGAUAGAGACAGAGAUAGAAGAGAUAGAGGUGAUAGAGGAGAUCGAAGAAGAAGAGAUCGCAGUCGGAGUAGAGAAAGACCACGCCGUGAUCGAAGCAGAGAGAGAACACGUCGAGACAGAUACAGAUCACCAUCGCCAAAAAGAGAAGUUCCAAAAGUAAAAAGAGAAACAUUAUGGGAUAUCCCUCCAGUUGGUUUUGAAAAYAUAACACCCAAGCAAUACAAAGAAAUGAGAGCGUCUGGAGCCAUACCAAUGGCACCAACCCUUCCAAGUGGAGUACCGAUUGCCAGUGCAGUCAUGCCUGGAAUACCAUCAGCAGGAAUAUCACAGAGUGCAGCGGCAGCAGCUGCAGCAACACUAGCUAGUUUACCUCACAGUCAGAUGACCAGACAAGCCAGACGACUUUAUGUCGGUAACAUUCCAUUUGGAAUCACAGAGGAGUUACAGAACCUGAUGAUAGAGUUUUUCAAUGCUAAAAUGCACGAGGCAAAGCUGAACACUGCACCUGGUAAUCCUGUCAUAGCAGCACAAAUCAACACAGAACAAAACUUUGCUUUUAUUGAGCUAAGAUCUGUUGAAGAAACAACACAAGCAAUGGCAUUUGAUGGUAUCAUUCUACAGGGACAAGCAUUAAAGAUUAGAAGACCAAAGGAUUACCAACCAAUUCCUGGAAUGUCAGAAACGGCAUCAAUCCAUGUACCAGGUGUUGUUUCAACGGUAGUUCCAGAUUCGGCUCACAAGAUUUUUAUUGGUGGUUUACCAAACUAUUUGAAUGAAGAUCAGGUUAAGGAGCUGUURGCGUCGUUUGGUGAUCUAAGAGCCUUCAACCUGGUUAAAGAYAGUGCUACAGGUCUUUCCAAGGGUUAUGCAUUCUGUGAAUAUGUUGACAUUGGUAUCACUGAUGUGGCUAUCCAUGGUCUUAACGGCAUGCAACUUGGAGAGAAAAAACUCAUUGUACAGAGGGCAAGUGUUGGUGCCAAACAAAACAUAAAUAAUCCUGCAGCUAUCAAUAUGCUACCAGCGCAGUUCCAGAUCCCUGGUUUAGAUAUAACUGCAGCCAGUCAGGCAGGACAGCAACCAACUGAAGUCUUGGCACUUAUGAAUAUGGUAACUGUAGAUGAACUGUGUGAUGAUGAUGAAUAUGAGGAAAUCUUUGAUGAUGUAAGAGAAGAGUGCAGUAAAUAUGGUAACAUAGUAAGCAUGGAGAUACCAAGACCRGUAGAGGGAGUCGAACCUCCAGGAUGUGGAAAGAUUUAUGUAGAAUUUGUAUCUACWGAGGACACCAAACGAGCAUCUCAUGCCCUUGGAGGGCGAAAGUUUGCUAACAGAGUGGUGGUUACAUCAUAUUAUAGYCCAGAGGAAUAUCACAGCAAAAUAUUCCAUUAACUACUCCCUUGUAUUAGAGUGCAAACCAAAAUACUGCAGAAAAAAAUGUUAGAUAACUCUUCUUUUUUUUUUGUUAGUUGAUUUGGUCUGAAGUAACAGUCAAUAGAUGAUUUUUUUUGAAAUAACAGCCAAUUGAAUUCUUCUCUAACUUAACAUACAGUUGCUAUAGAUUUUCUUUCUUUCUGUAUAAGAUGGUCACAUAAUAUCAACCCUCGAKGUACUUCCCUUUGCAUUGAGGAUUCACAUUAGCAGUUUAUUGUUGAUAUUCUGCAGUUUGAAAGAUUAUAGAGUUUAAAAACACUCCUGGUGUCUGGCUUUCAUCUGUGAUAAUGAUAUUUUAAUUGAAAGUAUGUCAAAAUAAGCAUCAAGUUCAUUUGAUGUCAGAUUGUCAGCCUUGAUGGAUGUGCUCUUCUUGUCCGUGAACCAAUCUGAUGUUCCAUUGUAUUUAAUGUAUUAUUUUGAUAAAAUCCAUUACUAGUAAGCUCAUUUAGUUUUAAAAGAUAAACAGAAUAACCAUUGUGAUGUAUAUUUAUAACCAAUGUGAGAUUAGUAAAUCUAAGAAUGUUGAUUUAUAGAGAUGUCAAAAACUCURUACUUGUAAUUUUUUAAACCUGUACAAAUCGUAUGCACAAAUAAAAGUAUUUCCUCAGGUUGUAUCA